Molecule: messenger RNA, 775 nt
Organism: Solanum pennellii
Lineage: Eukaryota; Viridiplantae; Streptophyta; Magnoliopsida; Solanales; Solanaceae
Product: transcription factor MYB14-like
Exons: 5
Coding region: 59-775 (238 amino acids)
Source: RefSeq, a predicted model, not a curated record
UUAGUAAAUUGAAAAAAAAAUUAACUCUUUUUUUUUUUUGGAGUGAAUUAAUUUAGAGAUGGUGAGAACACCUUGCCACGACGAAAAUGGUCGUAAAAAGGGUACUUGGACACCUGAAGAAGAUAGAAAAUUAGCAGCUUAUAUUACUAAAUAUGGAUCAUGGAAUUGGAGACAACUUCCAAAGUAUGCUGGUCUAAUGAGAUGUGGGAAAAGUUGUAGAUUGAGAUGGAUGAAUUACUUAAGGCCCGAUUUGAAGAAAGGAAAUUAUAGUCAUGAAGAAGAAGAACUGAUUAUUAAAUUACACAACGAACUCGGAAAUAGAUGGUCAGCGAUAACUGCAAAAUUACCAGGAAGAUCAGACAACGAUGUAAAAAAUCAUUGGCAUGCUCAUCUUAAGAAACGUCCGAGAUUAACUAAUACCUAUUCAUCAACAUCAGAGCAAUUUACUGAAUCUUCGCAAUUUGAUUCUCAAAAUCAUGAUCAACAAUCUUAUGAAGAUGGCUAUAAUUUAUCGAAUACGAUAAAUGGAAUGGAUUGGAUCGAAGAAAAUAAUAAUCACAUUAAGACAAUGGAAAAACUUUCAAGUUAUAGCUAUUACAAGUUUGUAAAGGGAUACCGUCCCCGACAUCAGUCGGGGAUGGUCAUAACGAUGUUUGGAUCUCGUGAAAAUUGGGAAGAGACAGAUUCAAGAAAACAUCCAAAAAGAGUACAACAAAUGAUUACUGUGGAAAUUCGUAGGGUAUAUUCAACAGAUAGUAUAAAUAUUGACGAUUAA